UUCAGCAAUAUCAUUUUCUUUCUUUGAAUUCUUGCGCCGUGAGAUAGCGCAUCAGAUGUGUGUAGUAACUGGGAGGGCAAGCGAUGUAACGUUUCUGAACAAGCCGUGCAGCCCUUCGAUAGAAUGUAAAAAAGGUGGGAGUGCGGCGGCGGCGGUGCUGGUAGCAGCAGAAAUCAACUGACGCACUGGACUGAGAAGGCUGGGUGCGUAGACGAACUUCAAGCGUUGAAGAAGUCUGCGUUUGACUGUGAACAGAGGAGAAGCAGGGUUCUAGCUGAAAACACUUACCUAAUCAAGAGUUUAAAAGUGUGAAGGUCACCCUGUAAUUUAGCCUGAAGGUCUACUUGAAGAAAAACUGGAAAGAGCAGCAGAUGUAUGCAUCUUGACACAGGAGGUACAAUACAAAUUCGGGGAAAACAGCAGUGAAGCAUGAGUGCAGAUGCUAGUCAAGGUGUGAUAACUACUCCUCCUACAUCCAGUAUGGGGCAGAAGGAGAGGUAUUUUGAUCGAGUCAAUGAAAAUGAUCCAGAGUAUGUCCGAUCGAGGAACAUGUCUCCAGAUCUUAGACAAGAUUUCAAUAUGAUGGAGCAAAGGAAAAGAGUCACUCAGAUUCUGCAAAGUCCUGCCUUCAAGGAUGAACUUGAGGGACUCAUCCAGGAGCAAAUGAACAAAGGAAACAAUCCCACUGGACUUCUGGCUUUGCGGCAGAUAGCCGACUUUGUUAUGGCCAGCUCUGUUUCAGGAUUCUCACCAUCGUCUCUCAGUCUUGGAAUGGUGACUCCUAUUAAUGAUCUUCAUGGAGUAGAGUCGUCAAAUUUUGUUAAAGGAGAAAAGCUAAUUCGGUGUAAGCUUGCCAGUCUUUACAGAGUCAUUGAGCUUUUUGGCUGGGCUCGCAUUCCCACCUCCUAUGUUACGGUCAGAGUCAGCAAAGAACAAGAUCAUAUUCUGGUUCUUCCCAGGGGACUGUCAUUUGCGGAGGCAGCUUCAUCAAACUUGGUGAAGGUGAACAUUAUUGGCGAGGUGGUGGAUCAAGGUUCUACAAACUUAUCUGUUGACUACAGUGGAUUCAGCCCACAUGCUGCCAUCUACUCAGUACGACCAGAUGUCAGAUGUAUUGUACACCUACAUACUCCUGAAGUUGCAGCUGUUUCAUCAAUGAAAUGUGGUGUUCUUCCCAUCUCCCAAGAGUCGCUCAUUCUAGGUGAUAUUGCUUACUACAACUACCAAGGCUGUCUUGAUGAACAGAGUGAGCGAAUAGAACUCCAGAAAGCUUUGGGUCCAUCUUGCAAGGUGCUUGUAUUGCGAAACCAUGGCGUGCUAGCUCUUGGAGAGUGUAUUGAGGAAGCUUUUCAUUACACUUACACCAUCCAAUUAUCCUGUGAGAUUCAGGUGAAUGCACUGUCAUGUGCUGGGGGUGUUGAAAAUCUUAUAAUCUUAGACCAGGAGAAAUUGAGGCCGUUUACAGAAGGGGUUGCACUUGCUGGAGUCAAUAUGGGAAGUCCACAGAAAUGGAAACCAGGUGAACUGGAGUUUGAAUCAUUAAUGAGGAUGUUAGAUAACUUGGGAUAUAGGACAGGAUAUGCGUAUAGACAUCCUAUUAUUCGAGAGAAACCAAGAUACAAGAGUGAUGUAGAAAUCCCUGCAACAGUCACUGCCUUCACAUUUGAUGAAAAUGACACAGCUCCCCGUUCUCCUAUCAAAUACCUAGCACAGAAACAGCAGCGUGAAAAAACAAGAUGGCUUAACUCACCAAAUACCUACAUGAAAGUCAAUGUACCAGAGGAGUCCCUCAAUGGUGAAAGCAGUCCCAGAACUAAAAUAACUUGGAUGAAGGCAGUUGAAUCUUCAAGUACUCCAAUCCGAAUUGAAGAUCCAAACCAGUUUGUUCCACUAAAUACAAACCCAAGUGAAGUUUUAGAAAAGAGGAAUAAGAUAAGAGAGCAGAAUAGAUUUGAUCUCAUGACAGCAGGACCACAGUCCCAACUACUUGCUGGUAUAGUUGUUGAUAAAAAGCCUGAAGUUACCUUUAUGACAUUAGAUGAAGAGCAAAUGGGGCCUCUUCCUCCAAACCCAUUUAGCCACUUGACAGAAGAGGAGUUGGAGGAGUACAAGAAAGAAGUUCAGCGUCGACAGCUAGGUUACGAGGAUGCUGACCAAGAAUUAACAUCUGAUGAUGGCUCCACUUUCUCACAGCCUCAGUCACAACCUCAGUCUCCAAAAAUUAUCUCUGCAGAACAAGAAAAUCACAAAGAUUCAGACUUCUAUGUUAGCUCCCAAGGCUCUCCAGUGAUAAUAUUAAAUGGGAAGGAUGAAGAUUUCAAUGAUGUUGAUAACCUGACUGAACAAGUCAGCCAUCUCACUACUACCAAUGUAGAGAAUGUUGAAAUUACAAUCAAAACAACUGAGAAGAUAGAGAUGCUGUCACCUGAGAGCUCGCCCUCCAAAUCUCCUUCUAAGAAGAAAAAGAAAUUUCGCACACCUUCUUUCCUUAAAAAGAAUAAAAAGAAAGAAAAGGUUGAAGCUUAGGAAGAGAGAAAUUAAUUUUUUAUUUUUUAUUUGAAAUAACAAUACAUUUUUGAGGAGAGACCUUGCACAUUUAUAUACUAAGGUAUUGGUUAGAUCAACAUAAUAAGGGGUAUGCAUACAGUAUGUGGUUUUAUUUUUUUAAAGGUCUGAGUAAUUAUAUGGACUGGAUUUCAGCUUUGAGCUAACCUGAAUCAGAAAUAAAUGCUCAAUUAGCUGAUUCAUGCGAUUGAUGACUCUUCAACAAUAUUUUGUGCUCUGCUCUCAUUCAGAUGGCAGAUAUAAAGCUAUAAUUGCAAUUGUUGAAACAAUGCUGGUUAACUGAAAAUUAGGAAUUAUGUGCUGCAUCUGGUUGGUUUAGCACAGCACCCACCAUAUUUGAUGCAAAUUUUAUUUCCUUUCAUUCUGAAGCUGUGGUCACUUCAAAAGGUUAAAGCCAGAUAAGUCUAGUGAGGAUUUAUGCUGUGCACAAUCUAAGUGACUACCACACUGGAAGCUAACAUAUUAUGAUUUAUUUUUGAGUUUAAUAAUUUAAUGGGUCUAUACUGGGGACCAUAAAUAAGUAAACCAGUUCUUGUUUUGUUUUGCUUUAGAGACAAAUUAUACUGCACUGAGUCAAAAAAUAAGUUGAAAUCCUGUGUAGCAUUCUUAGCCUUAUUUUAAGCACAUAUAACUUACGCUAUUAAUUGCUUAUAUUUUUGCCAAAAGCAAAAUCACGUUUUAGUGAAUGAAAGUAAAAAAAAAAAAAAAAAAAAAAAAAUUAGAUUACAGACAUAUUUUAGGCACAUUUCUUGUUAAAAGAGCAUUUUGUUGCAACAUGCAAAUAUGGUUUUAAAGUCCAGAUCUUUAAAAUCUAUUUUUUACAUAUUUCUAUACAGCUAUAUUUCAAAAAUAUGCGCCUAUAAGAAUAUUCUAAAAUUAUAUUCUAAAAUAAAAAUGCCUGGUUUCUAAAAUUGCCGUAUUAUGAGACUUGUUAUUCUAAAUAUUAAAAACUAAUGUCUACAAAUACAUAUAUAUGUAUAAUUAUAAGAAAAUACUGGAUUUUGCCUAUGUAGGAAAAUGUUUAACUUCACUGCACUUUUGUUGUAUUAACCAAACCAAAUAUAAGAGUUGAUCCAUAAAUUACUCAACAUGAAGGAGAUUUGAACAAAAAGGGAAACUUUGUAUGAUAAUUUGUGUGCAUUAAGGUAUGUUUGUGCAUUGAAAGCUUUUGAAAGUCAAAGAUGUCAUGAGCGUUUGUUAUAAUAGUAGACUAUAAAGAUGGGGUGGAAUGCAACAUGUCACAGGUAAACUGAAGUUCAUUUUUACUGUGAUGGCUACAAAUUUAUUUUGCUUUUCAUGGCCCACUUUUGUACAAAAAAGUCAGAAAUAUUGAUGUUUGCAAAAGCUUUCAAAAGUCUGUGAUAAAUUAUGCCCAUUAAUAGUAACAUUGAUCUUUGGCACUGAUUAAAUGUCCCAUUUGAGAAUUUCUACAUAUUAAUUAAAAUGACAAGUUUCCAGUAUUUCAUAUAACCACAACUCAGAUUCUUAUUGAUUCAAAAUAGAUGUUUUAUUUUAGUGCCAUCUUUUCCUCCCUUUUUUGCACACUUGGAUGUAACCACUUGUAGCUGAUUUUUUUAAGCAAAUGCCUUGCUUAUGUGUUUGAAGCACUUUUGAAAAAAAAUUCCCCAUUCAAAAAAAUAAGUAAUCAUUAUAAACUAUAUCUUCUACAUACUUAUUGGCUAUAAAGGGCAAUGAACUGAUUAUUUUUUUAGUAAAUACAGAGACAUUUGGAAACAACCAAAACAAUAUUAACAAGCCAGGAUUGAUCAGUGUUUCUUUUUUCUGCCCCCUUGCCUUCGCUGAUGUCUGUGGAGAAAUGAAAUUUUUUUUUUUUUUAAUUGAAAAUGUUGGUGGUGGGAUUGUGGGAUGACUAUUAUACUGUUAUUUGUUGCUGUAUUGGGUGAGCCUUCUAUUAUUUGUAUUUUAAUAUCCCAUUUAGCAAUGUGAAUGAUUUGUAAUAAAGGGGAGCAGAAGAAACAUUGAUUUUGUAAAUAGCAUGUUGCAAAGAGGUUUUCCAAACCUGGAAACGUAAUUGUGGUAGAAAGAAGUAAGAGUGUUUCAAAGAGUAGAGUCCAAUAUUUUUCAAUACUGGAAAUUUUUAGUUUUUCAUAGUCUCAUUGUAAUGAAUAUCCUUAUUUGUGUCCAUCCUUUGUGUUUUUAAUUCUCUUUUGUACAUCAUUUUAAAAUUAUUUCAGAAUAUUUUGAUGUAACCAUUUUAAGUAAGCAUUUACUAUUUCUGAUUUGAUUUGUGUACUUUUUUCUUUUUCUUUUUUUUUUUUUUGUUCUUCACAUUUUGUAACCAGUGUAUCUUACUCAGUUUCUGUCUUGAAACUUCAGUAAGAAAACAGGGUCAGCAUGUGACCUACAGAAGCUUUAUUAAUGCUUAUCUAAUGGAAUAUUAGAAGCAUCUGUAUUUUGAUCAGUGUAAAAUUAUACAAAUAAAAUCAUAUAUUUAAGAAGCAGUUGCCAUUUUAAGCAUGACAAAUUAGGGACACUGAUUUUUAUUUAAGGAAAACUUCACUAAUGGUACUAACAUUUUUAUUUUUUGGUAAAGCUAAGACAUUUUUUUUAUGUUUAUGUUAUUCGCUGUAUCAUCAGACUAUUUUCCUAAUACGUCUCUUUUAGCCCUGUGAUUUAUUUAGUUUAUUUGCCUUAAAUAGCCAAAAAAUAGGAAUUAUUACCAGAGAUUUUAGUGAAUGCUUAUGAAUUUGAGUUUAUAUAUGUUUAUACUAUGGCUGCAGCGCUAAAUUCUAGGGACCAUAUUAGAGUUUGGAAAAAAGUGACCUUUUAGUGCAGAAAACCAACAUCUAAAUAUACAAGCACAGCUACCCUUAUUUGUGAGUUCAGAGAGACUGAUGCACUUUGUCUGGUUUAGCAAUGGAACAGUCAAGUGAGAGUAUAAAGCACAGUUUUGUUUUGAUAAUAUUUCACAAAAACAAUUCAAACUUUAUUAUAUAUAAAUUAGCAUGUACAAAGACACUGCACUAAGGAAAAAAAAGCAGAAAACAUUUAAGUAACAACAUUCUGUCCACUUAUGAUAUGUUGACACCAUAUUAAACGCCAUAGUACUUGUUUUCUGCAUGGUUUCUUGGCAGAAUUAGCAGAUACUAGUAUGUUCCUAUACAGUUGUGGGAAUAUUUUAAAAAUGAUAGUACUGUUAUGAUUUGCUAGGUUAAGUGCAAGUUUUAAUCUGUGUGCAGACAGUAUUAUUAUAUUGGAGGUCUGCCAUUGUGCCUUUACACCAUAACUCCCAGCAUGCACUACUGCAAUAUGCAAGAAACUCUUCAGGACUUUUGUAUUCUACAUGUCCUUGGAUUAAAAAUGGAAAGUGAAUGUGAAAUUAGAUUUUUUAAUUGCCUUCAGUAGACAGCAGCCAUUUAUUCUUUUUUUUUUUAAAUGUACUUUGGCUUGGCAUAUAUUAUCAUCCUUUAGGUUUAGAUUUAUUUUCUUUUAGGAUUGAGUGCGUGUGUGUUUGUGUUAAUUAUUUAUCUAUAAUAUACUUUUUCUUUCCUGCAAAAAGCAUCUAAAUUGCAUUGAAAUAUUUGGUACCUGCUAAUGGAAGAAUGUAUUAAAAACUGUGACACUCUGUUGAGUAGCUUUCUUGCUUAAAAUAUUAAAUUCAUAUAAAUACA
Erpetoichthys calabaricus (reedfish) is the source of this 6197-nucleotide messenger RNA. It is a transcript of the gene add3a, whose product is annotated as adducin 3 (gamma) a. Gene Ontology annotation, cellular component: postsynaptic density; cytoskeleton; plasma membrane. Gene Ontology annotation, biological process: barbed-end actin filament capping. NCBI's taxonomy places the organism in Eukaryota, Metazoa, Chordata, Cladistia, Polypteriformes, Polypteridae. Gene Ontology annotation, molecular function: actin filament binding. The record is from RefSeq and is a predicted model, not a curated record. The transcript is spliced from 17 exons. Bases 430 to 2526 code for a protein of 698 amino acids.